CCGAUCCCCCCAUAAAAGCAAACAAAUAGUAUCUAACCCAAACAGUCAAUCUGUUUCCACUUAUUACCACUCUCCACCGGUUCUCUCUGUGGCAGUCCAACUCUGAACUCUCUAACUCACGCAGCAGCCCCUUCAAACUCUGCCAUCCAUGGCUGCCACUAGAGCAAUGGCUGUUGCCAGCCAAACCACUUCCUGCUUACUUUCCAAGAGACGCUUUUCUCUAUCUAGCAACUCCCGUAUCGCCAAUUUGUGCUUUAACGAUAAAAGAGUUUUCUUUUCGUCAAAGAGGGUGUUUUCUUGCAGGGCUAUUUACAAUCCUGAGGUUCAGAUCAAGGUGGAAGGCCAGCCUGAAACCUUGGAUUACAGACUCUUUUUUGUUGACUAUUCUGGAAAAAAGAUUUCGCCUUGGCAUGACAUACCAUUACAAUUGGGAGAUGGUGCUUUCAACUUUAUUGUUGAAAUUCCCAAAGAGUCAAGUGCAAAGAUGGAGGUUGCUACUGAUGAGCUAUUCACUCCCAUUAAGCAGGAUACUAAAAAGGGGAAAGUUCGAUAUUAUCCAUACAAUAUAAAUUGGAAUUAUGGAUUGCUUCCACAAACAUGGGAAGACCCAUCAUUUGCCAACUCUGAAGUUGAGGGUGCUUUUGGUGAUAACGAUCCAGUUGAUGUUGUUGAGAUUGGCCAAACACAAAGAAAGAUUGGUGACAUUCUUAAGGUCAAGCCUCUGGGUGCCUUAGCCAUGAUUGAUGAGGGGGAACUUGACUGGAAAAUAGUUGCAAUUUCAUUGGAUGAUCCAAAAGCUUCGCUUGUUAAUGAUGUUGAUGAUGUUGAGAAGCAUUUCCCAGGAACUCUCACUGCAAUAAGAGACUGGUUUAGGGACUACAAGAUCCCGGAUGGGAAACCUGCUAACAAGUUUGGUCUGGGCAACAAGGCUGCAAACAAGGAUUAUGCCUUGAAAGUCAUCACUGAAACAAACGAGUCUUGGGCAAAACUUGUAAAGAGGUCCAUUUCUCCAGGGGAGCUUUCCCUUGUAUAACUAGAGCUGCUCGGCUAUAGCAAAGGUUUUGCUUCCAUAGAGCAAGUCCUGCUUAAGUUAUUCAUCAUUUGCAAGAGUUUUCUCCAUUAUUUUGUUAAGAUAAAUACGCUUUUAUGUAGUCUUAUUUAUUUGUAUAAUAAAUUUAUAUUUAAGCUACCAUUUGUGCCUUAAAAAUGUAUCUGGGAUUUGGUUAUAUAAUAAUUAUUCGGAUUAUUAUUACUCUUUGUUUUAUUAGGUGUUAGAAAAUGUCAAAUAUUGAGUUGUAUAAACUAUGGUUUUGAAAUUUAUAAUGGACCAACCGGUUCGACCAGAA
Messenger RNA from Mangifera indica (mango), 1346 nucleotides. RefSeq names its product soluble inorganic pyrophosphatase 6, chloroplastic-like. NCBI's taxonomy places the organism in Eukaryota, Viridiplantae, Streptophyta, Magnoliopsida, Sapindales, Anacardiaceae. Gene Ontology annotation, cellular component: cytoplasm. The transcript is spliced from 6 exons. The record is from RefSeq and is a predicted model, not a curated record. Gene Ontology annotation, biological process: phosphate-containing compound metabolic process. Gene Ontology annotation, molecular function: inorganic diphosphate phosphatase activity; magnesium ion binding. Bases 149 to 1033 code for a protein of 294 amino acids.